CCCGGAAGCGGAAGUGGGGGCGCUGCGGGGUCGGUCCAGCCCGAGCUCGGCAGUGCCCCCGCCGUUCCGGCCGCGCGUCUCCUCACGCCUCGUCGCUGCCGCCCCAGCGCGUCUCCGGCUCGUCAUGGUGUCCCUAGACUUUUUGGACGAUGUGAGGCGCAUGAACAAGCGGCAGCUCUAUUAUCAAGUCCUAAAUUUUGGAAUGAUCGUCUCCUCGGCACUAAUGAUCUGGAAAGGGUUAAUGGUGGUAACUGGAAGCGAAAGUCCAAUCGUAGUGGUGCUAAGUGGCAGCAUGGAACCUGCAUUUCAUAGAGGAGAUCUUCUUUUUCUUACAAAUCGAGUGGAAGAUCCCAUACGAGUGGGAGAAAUUGUUGUUUUUAGGAUAGAAGGAAGAGAGAUUCCUAUAGUUCACCGAGUCUUGAAGAUUCAUGAAAAGCAAAAUGGACAUAUCAAGUUUUUGACCAAAGGAGAUAACAAUGCGGUUGAUGACCGAGGCCUCUAUAAACAAGGACAACAUUGGCUAGAGAAGAAAGAUGUUGUGGGGAGAGCCAGGGGAUUUGUUCCUUAUAUUGGAAUUGUGACUAUCCUCAUGAAUGACUAUCCUAAAUUUAAGUAUGCUGUACUCUUUUUGCUGGGUUUAUUUGUGCUGGUCCAUCGUGAGUAAGGACUCUCCCUUGCUGCUCCUGGAAGAUGCCGUACUUUUUGUUACUGAAUGUUUGGAGUAGAUACUGGUCUGUGAUUGGUGGAAUGAAGAACACACACGUUGGCGCGUCUCAGUAGCACUGGUUUGCAUUAGUUUGUGUUGCCACACCAAAAAACGUGUGGACAAGUGUAUGCACUUCGGUGUGCCCUCAAGGGGACUUUCAAUCACAGGAUUUCAUAUGUUGUCAUUGUCACACUUUCACAUUUUUGUACAUCAAUGAAUUUUUUAUAUUAAAAGGUUGAGCCAAAGCCCCCAGUGUUUGUAUUUUGAAGCCAGGCUUCAUUUCUAAAGUGCCUACAGAGUUCUGUAAAUGCAAAUGCAGCUCUGCAUGCAUUGGAAACCGUCGUUCCUCCUGCUGAUGGGAAUGGCAUAUGCUAAGGUGGUCCAAGUUUUAACUUUUCACAGUUUUAAAUAAAAGACUUUGCAUAUCGAA
This is a messenger RNA of Sorex fumeus (smoky shrew), 1136 nucleotides long. RefSeq names its product SEC11 homolog A, signal peptidase complex subunit (gene SEC11A). The coding region runs from base 125 to 664 and encodes 179 amino acids. Gene Ontology annotation, molecular function: serine-type endopeptidase activity. Lineage: Eukaryota; Metazoa; Chordata; Mammalia; Eulipotyphla; Soricidae. The record is from RefSeq and is a predicted model, not a curated record. Gene Ontology annotation, cellular component: signal peptidase complex; membrane. The transcript is spliced from 6 exons.